GCCAAAAAAGUGCACAAAAUGGAGAAAAAAUAUACUCAAAAGUUUCGAAAAGAAUGGAUUAAUAAUCCCAAGUUAAAAGAAUGGAUCAGUGAAUGUAAAGAUCCAGAGAAAGCUUAUUGUAAAUAUUGUAAAUGCGAAAUAAACGCAAAGUUAUAUGUGCUGAAUGUUCACGCAGAGAGUAAAAAACAUAUCAAUGCAGUUGAACGUAUUGGUUCUACCAACCAACUGCCCUUUAAACCAGUCAGUUUGAAAAUACAACAACAGGAGGCUUCAUUGUGUAUGUUUUUAGCAGUACAUGCUUCAAUUUCAACUGUCGAUCAUUUGGGAGAAGUCUGCAAAAAUCGACUGGAAUGCUCAUCAUUAAAACUUCAUAGAACUAAGUGCACCAAUAUAAUAAAAAAUGUUCUUGGCCCCCACUUUGACGAUGAACUGCGUAAAGAUAUUGGUGAAGGAUAUUUCAGUAUUUUAAUAGAUGAAUCGUGUGAUGUCGCUUUAACAAAAGUAUUGGGUCUGGCAAUAAUUUAUUUUAGCAGCAAUUUGGGAAAAAUUGUAUCCACAUUUUUAUCAAUAGAAGAGUUGGAAAGUGGAUCUGCUGAAAAUAUUGUUAUUGGUGUUAAAAAUGCUCUUAGAAAAUUUAAUUUAAAAACUGAAAAAUUAGUUGGCAUAGGAACCGAUAACGCAAAUGUUAUGGUAGGAAAAAAUAAAAGCGUUUAUACUGCUUUAAAAAAGGAUAUUCCCCAACUUGUUCUUGUUAAAUGUGUGUGCCAUUCUCUUCAGCUGGCUGUGAACCAGUCUCUAAAAGAAUAUUUACCUGAGCAAUUAGGAUUCCUUGUUUAUGAAACCUACAGCUGGUUCUCAAAAAGUUCCAAGAGACAAGUUGUUUACAAAAAUUUGUACAAAAAUCUAAAUGAAAAGGACCCAUUAAAAAUUCCAAAAACUUCGGAUACUAGAUGGUUAUCCAUUGAAACAUCAGUUUCAAGAAUAUUGUCGCAAUGGGAGGAGCUCAAAGUGCAUUUCGAAACAGCAUACAUGGAAGAAAAAUGUCUAAAGGCUAAAAUCUUAUGUGAAUUAUACAACGAAGACAAUAUUCGUCUAUAUUUGUUAUUUUUGAAACCCAUUUUACUUGAAGUCCAACUAGUUAACAAAAUUUUUCAAGGCCAUGAUAACGAUCCAACUCGCCUAUUAAAGGAAUUAUUAUUGCUGAUAAAUUUUUUGAAACGCAAAGUAGUUGGUGACGACAGUGUAGACGUUUUAUAUUCAGAUUUCGACGAAUUUAUUUUAUACACAUGCAGCCUUGGUCAUGAGUUUGAAACAUAUCUUAAGGAAAUUAAAAAAAAAAACGGAAGCAUGAAAAAGAAGGCAGAACGUGAAAUUAGACGAAAUUGUGUUAAAUUUGUUGUUGAUCUCAUUAAUCAAUUGAAACAAAGGUUGCCCGAUAAUAUUAAAAUACUUCAAAAUAUUGAAUAUUUCUCUGUAGAUAACGUCUUAAAAUCUUCUAAAGAGGAUAUUUUACCAAUCCUAAAUUUAUUUCAUGUUGAUGACGAAAUAUCCUUAAAAAUUCAGGAGCAAUACUCAAAUAUCCAUUAUAUAAAAUGGAAAAACACAAAUAACACUAUUUCAUUUUGGACGGAAGUAUAUAAAUAUAGAGAUGCCGGCGGAAAUAAAAAGUUUAACGAAAUUUCGGAAUUUGUACUGAAACUACUUUCACUACCCUGGUCAAAUGCAGAAGUUGAAAGGGUUUUCAGCCAAAUAAAUCUUGUAAAAACUUACUUAAGAAAUAAAAUGCAUCUAUCAACCGUCACUUCGAUUUUGUCUAUCAGAUUUGGACUUAAAAGAAUCGAUAAAUGCUGUUUUGAAUACGACGUACCGAAUAAUUAUUUAAAACUAGUUGGUACCAGUGAGUCUUAUGACAAAAAUAAUAAUAUCCCAGAUUUUAUAGACGAUUUAUUUUUUUAA
Messenger RNA from Lucilia sericata (common green bottle fly), 1956 nucleotides. RefSeq lists its product as uncharacterized. The record is from RefSeq and is a predicted model, not a curated record. The transcript has 5 exons. Gene Ontology annotation, molecular function: protein dimerization activity. Lineage: Eukaryota; Metazoa; Arthropoda; Insecta; Diptera; Calliphoridae. The coding region runs from base 19 to 1956 and encodes 645 amino acids.